AUGCUUGGCUUACACAAGUCAUCUCUAGGCAUGGUCCUGAUCCUGCUCCUCCUUCUCGUCCUCAAGGCAUCUCUCGCGGCCGAUGCUGGGCAGCCUGGUCCGUCUGGUCAACGAGUUCGGCCAGCAUCCAACAGUCCUCCUGGUCAACCUGCGGCAAAGAGACCCUCCAGUCACUCCGAGCAGUACAAAAACGCCUUAGCAUGGUCAAACAUCUUCUUCAAAAUAUACCCCGGUGCUCAAGCUAAGAAGCAGACAUAUCAGGACCUAGAAAAGUGGGGCUGGAAACGUGCAGAGGGGACUGAGCUGCCUCAGGUCGAUGUUAAUUAUCUCCGCUCUCCUCUCCUGGCCUUGGGUGCUGGAGAACCAUCGCAGCAGCAUGGCCGUGUCUGUUUCUCGCACAAAGCUGGGGAAGAGACCCACCCUUUCUUGUAUCACGUUGUUGAAAGUACACCGGCCUGCCUAGAUCAGUUCAUGUUCCACGAUGCGGGUGUGGUCGCCGUCACGGAGAUGAAUCAACCUAGCGAGGGUACUGCUGAUGCUCAGAACACUGAUGGAGAUAAGCUGGACGAGUGGCAGGAUGUCAUGGCCGUGGCUUGGCAAACCCUGUGUCAGUUACAUAACACUGCGGACACAGCCUGCGAUCGCCUCACUUGGAUACUCAUGUCGAAGAUCACGGAUCGAGAUUUUCUAGAUAUCAUGGAGACAGCCCUCAACGGUGAUUGGCAGAACAUCAAAAUCUGGCCUGGUAACUCUUUCCCGACCUCGACUGAUCCCGGGAAAGCUCUGCUAGGGAUGCCGAUAGGCCGUCAGGUAGCCAAGUUAAUCGCUCAGCAUCAAGACAUGUUCCCGGGCAAGAUCGUGGUCGAAGUGGUAGUUUAUGACCCCUUGGGAAGUAUAAAUGGUGGGGAGAUCCCUGAGGACUGGCUCGAUCGCAAAUACCCAGGUUUGGCGUUCCGCAUCGGCGACAACAGUCAACAGAACACCCAUGCAAGUGGUACUAGCUCUCACUCCGGGACUGCGCUGCAAUUAUCACAGCCUAUGUGGCAACAAGCGGUUGCAGCUGGUCGGCAGAUGGUCAUAGCUCUUGACAGCGGCCGAGCAUUUCAACCUCAGUCGACGGUGAACGCUUUCACUGACAUCACGCCACACGGAUGGGUGCAGAGAGCCAAGGGCAUUCCCGCGUUCAAUGUCGAUGCAGUCCUGGAUGCCUACCAGCAUUUCGGCUUAGAUCCGAGAUUCCGCCCACGAACUGACACGAGUGUCAAUGGUAUGAGUGUAAUUAGCCAUAGAGGUCUCCUGCGCAAUAUAUACCACGAUCACCUGAAGACUUGGACCAUCGCGGAAGUGCCGUACAACGCUACAGGGGCGGAAUACUUACAGGCAGCGACCCCCGGACAGGGUGUGUUGGUCCUACAAAAACAUCUCACAAUGCAGCAGGCUGCAGAACCCAUGCCGCAGGCUCAGAGACCGAUCAACUAUUCCCCCGGUAGCGACUGGAGAAACAUCGGCCUAAUACUAUGGAAGCAGGCUUGCGAAGAAAUCCAUCUAAGGCCUGAAAUCCUACAAUAUGUUUUCAUCGUUGGCAUCAAUGAUCCUGAAACCGUUUCGCUCGCGGCGACUGUAUGGAAUCAGAGAUCGAUUGAGUCGAACUUUCGAGCGGAGUGGAGAGGCGUGCCGGGAAAAUCCACCGACGGACAGGCUUUCUCCACAACGUCGGAGCAGGGCAUGGCGCUGGUGGGCUCCCCCUUGGGUCAACAGGUUGCCGGUAUGCUAGGAUAUCACCAUGCCGAUUUUCCGCAAUCCCGAAUCGACACAGUCUUCCUGUACUACGUCAGUAUGGAUUGGACGGACCAGCCACGACGCAAACAGGGCACUGGUCCUCCACCGGGCCCGGUGGAGAACCAGCCAUGUCUCGUAUUUCACGUCGAGAAGUGA
Molecule: messenger RNA, 1935 nt
Organism: Recurvomyces mirabilis
Lineage: Eukaryota; Fungi; Ascomycota; Dothideomycetes; Mycosphaerellales; Teratosphaeriaceae
Exons: 1
Coding region: 1-1935 (644 amino acids)
Source: RefSeq, a predicted model, not a curated record